Messenger RNA from Entelurus aequoreus (snake pipefish), 6964 nucleotides. RefSeq names its product cornichon family AMPA receptor auxiliary protein 2 (gene cnih2). Gene Ontology annotation, biological process: vesicle-mediated transport; regulation of AMPA receptor activity. The coding region runs from base 597 to 1079 and encodes 160 amino acids. The transcript has 7 exons. Lineage: Eukaryota; Metazoa; Chordata; Actinopteri; Syngnathiformes; Syngnathidae. Gene Ontology annotation, cellular component: dendrite; synapse. The record is from RefSeq and is a predicted model, not a curated record.
GUAGAGUCAGGAAAGACCUGCUGCUGUGAUAGAGCUAGGACAUAGACACAGUCAUGUAAUUACUGCUUCCCUUACUAAUUGAACCCUGAGAAAAAGAUGCCAGGCGGACAGUUCUGCCAUGUUGGCGAUUCAUCUUAAACCAAGACCGGGGACAGAGCGGACUUUUCUGGGGCAGACGCAGACUUUUUCUAACCCUCGUGUGCUGGAGUGACUCGAGCAGACGCUUCGACGAUGUCCUCGCCGGGAAGCAACAGUUGGACUGAAAGCCAUAAGCACUAAUCCGGCGUAGUAAUACACGUCUUUGACAGUAAUUCCGCUGUGGUGGCAUGUGAUUCCACUCCAAGACAUUCAUUCAUGCACGAGUGCUUCCUGCGCACGAGUGCAGCCGUAGAAAGCUAGAACUUUCUAUUAUUGGUUAUAGCUGAGUGUUUGAUUGGACCUGGAUGACACAGGGUAACAUCAAGGAGGUCGACGUGCGGACCACAGACUAAAAGGAGGAGAGUGAGGGAGUCCCAGCACCAGAGAGGUAAAGGGAGGAGGGGGUCUUCCCUUUCUCUCUCUCCACCCGUCUCGUCGCCAGGCUGGCAGGCCCCGCCAUGGCAUUCACCUUUGCGGCCUUCUGCUACAUGCUCACCUUGGUGCUGUGCGCCGCCCUCAUCUUCUUUGUCAUCUGGCAGAUUAUUGCUUUUGAUGAGCUGCGCACGGACUUCAAAAACCCCAUCGAUCAGAGCAAUCCCACCAGAGCGAGGGAAAGGAUUGUCAAUAUCGAGCGAAUCUGCAACCUUCUACGCAGAUUGGUGGUACCAGAGUAUUCAAUCCAUGGGCUCUUUUGCCUCAUGUUCAUGUGUGCUGGAGAGUGGGUCACACUUGGCCUAAAUAUCCCGCUUCUCUUCUACCAUCUGUGGAGGUUUUUUCAUAGACCGGCAGAUGGGUCAGAGGUCAUGUAUGAUCCUGUAAGUGUGAUGAACGCCGACAUCCUCAACUACUGCCAGAAGGAGUCCUGGUGUAAGCUGGGCUUUUAUCUGCUCUCUUUCUUCUAUUAUCUCUACAGCAUGGUCUAUGCCCUGGUGAGCUUCUAACAAGCUCAUGCUGAGACCGAGGUACAACAUCCAAAAGGAAAGAACCUUCCCACCAGUGGCUUGGGUUUUCCAAGGUCUUAUUUUGGAAUACGAAACAAAAACAAGAAAAAACCCACUCUGAGUGCCAUUGUGAAUGUAAAAGGUGUUUAUAUUGCUUCAUGUCAAACACUGCUGUGACACAGAUGGACAAAAGGUAUGAAUGAAGGAUGGGAGAGGUGUGUGCUGCCUUUUGACGCCUGAUUACAAAACUCUCUGAAGGGCUGGAGUAAUGCCAUGCUGCUCUUACUGAUCCAGUCUCCCAACUCACUGUGAUUCUCCAAACACUUAACAUGGGCUGGAACACAAAACUAUAAGUAUGUAAUGUUUGACUUUGAAAAGGUGCACAUGGCGAGCUAUUUGCUAUUAUUGUGUAUAUUUUCAAAAAAUAGACACCUCUAAUAUUCAACCACUGUUUUUCUGUAGAGUUUCAGGUACAUUAGUGUAAGGAGGAUGGGACGUUAAAAACCCCCCACUAAAAACGCAGACAGGAAUAUAACAGAUUGGUGCGUGCACAGACACUUUCAACCAAGAUGGAAAAAAAGCUUUGACCAUCAGGUUCAUCACGAUCAUAUUCACAUUGUAAUAAUAAUAAUAAUAAUAAUAAUAAUAAUAAUAAUCAUUAAUAAUGUUGAAGUCUCUAUGCGGACAUCCUUAAGUGUGUUUUUAGCCGUAAGGACAUUUUGUGUGCUAAUUAUAGCUAGAAGAGAGUGUUUUGCUCAUAGAUUCAAUGCCAAAUGUUUGUACCUGAGAAGCAUUGUGCCAAAGAGCAUGAAGCAAGUGAAAACAAAAAGAAUGAGCUUUGAAAAAUGCCAGCAGGCUGUGUCUGGGUUUUCACUUUCUUCAAGAUGUUAUCUAACAUUGGUGCAAUGGUUUUCUUAAAGGAAAACAAGAAGAUAGAAGAAACAGAAUUAACUAUGGUCUGUAUUUUUUGUGUGCAGAAAAAGCCUUAUUUGCGGUGAUGUUUAAUCAUUAGCAUCGAUGCUAGCCAUUUUAGCACAGCGACAUUGCUCAGAUCCGUAAUAAGGCAUAGAGCUCUUAUGUAUGAGAAGCAAUUUAAAACGCCACUCUUGCAAUGUAGUAGGUUUGAUAAUGUGUCUGUGUAAAAACAGUUAGGUUGGCUUAUGUCAACAAGCCAUCUAUGUCAACCAAAUCAUCAAGUCCCAGUCCACCGUGUUAUUUUUAUGACUAAAAAGUGCCCGCUUAUGUUGACAUUGGCUGCUUUUGUCGACGUAAAAUGUGAGACCCAAAGGGCCUUUUGUAUGAAAAUCCAGUCUGUUUGUGUCUACGUGUGGUAUAGUAAAGUUAGAGCGGACCUAUGAUACUUUUAAUCUUUUUUGACUUUUAAAUGUUCUUACAUUGUUGUAUACUCGUGUUAAACAGUGCUAAAGUGGCAAAACAUAAAAUUCAUGCAUUUAGGCGUGAGCUUGCACGCAGUUUUGUACGCCUCUGUUAGCUGGGUUUUUCAGUCUGGCAAGGUGGACAUGUUUAUUUGGACAUAAAGUCAAGCUCUCAGGCAGCUGUACCUAACGUUGUGACCGGGUGAAUCUGUAAGGUUGAUUUUUGACUAUGUCUGUAAAACAAAAGCGGUGAAGACUUCAUGAUGUACAUCGAACAGUGUACAUUUUAAAAAGAUAAAUUAUGAUACUCGCAGAUAGGGUGGGGCGUGGUUUCAUUUGCAAUCGGGGAACGCUUCCACAAAUGAAGAUCUUGCAGACAGACUUAAAUAAAGGGUUAUAAAAGUGACAGUGGAGCAAAAUGUACCCACAAUUCACACCAAAGCAUAUUCAAUACACAUGGUCUCUCUAGACCACAAGGAAGUGUUAUAAAUUGUAGAUUAAAAUCAUCAUAGGUCCACUUUAACUUCCUCAGUGCGAAACGACAACAGCAACAUAACUACUGAAAAUACAUCAAAUGUGCGCGUCAUGCAAAGUAAACUUCAAAAUUACAGGAUUUUGUGAGGUUGCGUGGAUUCAAAUUUAAUUCUGUGCAUCGUGCACCUACUUCCUCACUUCUUGGUUUCCAUUGACAGAGAUGUCGAUUUGUGACGAUCAUCUCAUUUGUGACGUCUCUCAUUGUUUUAGUUUUAUCCACUCGUGAGCAGUAUAGGGUGGAACCGGGCGCUCAGCAAAAAUACAUUUUGACUAUUUUUUCCAUGCUCAUUAUAUAUGUAAAGAGUAAUUUCACUAGUCUGGAUAAUGCGAUCAGACAUGCAGUAGUUGUUGCUUAAAGACCAAGCCUUUGCGCAAUUGCUCUUGUUUAUUAGUUGGAAAUAUUUGUAGAUAUACUGCUACUGCUGCUCUAUUGUGAUUUGAACAGCAGUAGAAAUACAGAGAUUCAGGGGCCUGAUUAUAAUGUGGUUCAAACUAAAGUGUUCGACAGCUCAAACAGGAAAAAGCGUCAGACGUAGUCGGUCAAGAUAGUUCAUGUCACAAUCUACCGGUACUAGACAUUCACACUAUAAUAUGAAUCAAAUAUUGAUUGUAAAAUAAAGUGUAUGAAAGUCAUGUUUUUAAUAGACAGUAAUACCAGGAAUAAGGACUGGAAUAAGAAAAAAUGCAAAUCAACAAUGGCUAUGUUUACAUGAACAAUAAUCAUCUUUUUCUAAAUGAAAACACUGUUGGAAUUGUGGUGUCCGCAUGGAAUGUUUGACCUUAAAUCAGUUUACGUGAUACAGCAGAUGUGUUUCCAAGUCCUUUUCUGACAAUUCCUUCCUGUUGUUAAAUAUUGGAAUACAGUGGUACCUCAAAUUAAAGAGGAACUGCACUUUUUUGGGAAUUUUGCCAAUCGUUCACAAUCAUUAUGUAAGACAUGACGACCGAUGGAUUUUUUUUUUUAAUGCAUUCUUAAUAUUAAAUACAUGUAAAUAAAAGUCAUAGCCCAGCCAACGGGAGCUCCACUAUUCCGUCCAAUAAAUCAAAUAAAUAACCGUUCAAAAAGCACCAACAAUAGUCCAUUUACGUUUCCUGACUUCAACAUUGACCAAGUAUUCGUGAUAUUGUUAUUAUAAACGCUAACGCAGACAAACUAUUUAUAGCAGCGAGGUCCUUUAGGACCUGGAACUAGCGAGAACGACACAAAAAGCGCUUGUUCCCCCCUAUUUCUCUGCGAGGAUUAUGAGUCAUUCUUUAUCUUAACGGGAAUAUAUGAACAUCCCAGCAGUCGGCAUCCUAAUGACAACAGACAUUGUACAAUUAGUGAUGUUUUGUUGGCUCUCAUAAAGUCUGCAGUGAGUAGAAAUAUUAAAUGUUAUUAGUAAUGUUCCCGUAACUACAUUACAUAUAUAUAUGUAUAUAAAACACUAGUGUGUAUAAAACACUAAUGGAGGUGUUUAGAUGUUUUUAAGGGGCUUUAUAGGCAGAAUUGAACGGCUGCCAUAGGCUCCAUUGUAAGUGGACUUUUGAUGGAAUGUAUUUAAUAUUUAGAACCCAUUAAAAAAAAUCCAUCCGUCAUGUCUUUCAUAAUGAUUGUGAACAAUAGGCAAAAUUUAAAAAAAAGUGCAGAUCCCCUUUAAGACUGCCCCAACACAAGAGGGUUUUGAAAUAAUAGACGUUUCUCGGUGAAUUGUUAUGCUUCAAGUUACAGGCAAAAAUUGGUGUAGCAAAAGUCACAGUAAAUCUCGUAAGAUCCGCCAAAAACAUCUGGUCUUACUCGCUAGCAUUAGCUUACUGGUAGUUGUCUAAAAAACUUUGUUUUACAACCAUGGGAAAGAAGAACAUGAGUGCUGAAAGGAAGUGGAAGAUAUUCAUUGAAAUAAAAAAAUACAAAAUAAAAAACAUGACAGAGUGUUGUGCCAAUUUGGUGAAGCAAUUCGAGCGUAUCACUGCUAGUUUGCACUAUAGCAGUAUGAGUGUUAUACUAGCCAAUAAUGUUAAAGGUGAACUGUACUUUUUUGGAAUUUUGCCUAUCAUUCACAAUCAUUAUGAAAGACAUGACACAUUGAUUGUUUUUUAAGCAUUCUAAAUAUUAAGUAAACCUAAAUAAAAGUCCACAUACAACGGAGUCAAUGGGAGGUCCUCUAUUCUGCCCAUAAAAUCCAAUAAAAAUCACCAUUCAACAAUACUCAAUUUACAUUUGGUGAAUUGAAUAUUAACCAAGUAUUAGUGAUAUUGUUAUCAAAAGCACUAACUCUGUGUACAAUUUCGACAUGAUUCACUGGCGAGGUGUUUCCUCACUUCCUUGCUCCCUGGAAGUUUAUUGUAGAUCAUAAAUCAUGCCUCUCACCUAGAAAGUAGAUGGCUGAGGACGUACUUCGACAAGUUGGUACACUUUGACAGCCAUUUAGGACCCGUAAAUGGCGAGAAAAACUAGAAAAGACGCUAAGUCCCCCCACCUUCUUUGCGAGGAUUAUGAGACAUUCUUCAUCUAAAUGGGAAUAUAUGAACAUCUUAGCAGUCAGCAUCCUAAUGACAGCAGACAUUGUACAGUAAGUUAUGUUUUAUUAAGUUUGUUGGCUCUCAUAAAGUCUGCAAUGAAUAGUAAUCAGUGAUGAACAAAAAAAAGGCAAACGUAAUGCGUUUUUGAAAUUAGUGCGCCGCGUAUGCUUAAAAUGAUCUAAAUACGUAAAUAUUAAAUGUUAUUAUAAAUGUGCUCGUUACGACAUUACAUAUAUACUUACAUUAUGUACUGUACAUACAACCUCAAUGGCGGUGUUUGGAUGUUUAUUUUAAGGGCUCUAUAGGCAGAAUAGAGCAGCUACCAUAGACUCCAUUGUAAGUUGUCUUUUGCUCACAUUUAUUUAAUAUUGAGAAUGCAUUAAAAAAAAAAAAAUGUUAAAUCGUCAUGUCUCUUAUAAUAACUAUGAACGAUAGGCAAAACUCCAAAAAACGUGCAGUUCCCCUUUAAUAUCUAAACAUUUACCCAUGACAAUAUGGAAGGACGUAUCGAGGAAGUCCACUUUCUAAGGUAAAUGCUUUACAUUAUUAUUACAUAACUUCAUAAAACUAAUGUAAUUAUUUACACUACAUUUUAUGUUUAUUGGUUUUAUACGCUAUUUUUCCAUCUAAAAGUUUUUCUUUUUAAAUUGCAUGUUACAUGUUAACAUUGUGCCGUUUUGGAUGGGGGGCAAGCACAAUUGAUUUUAAUUCAUUUCAAUGUGCGAUGGUGACUUGAGAUACAAGUGUUUUUAGUUAAGAGCGCCGUCACAGAAGCAAUUAAGCUCGUAAGUAGAGGUACUAAUGUAUUGACGUUCAUGCAAAUGUAGCCAUUGUGUGCGACAACAAAAACAAUAUGUCCAUUAUUAUAAUUGUACAUGUUUGUUUUGCAUGACUUGACCUAAAUUCCCCUGAUUUUCAAAAGAGCACAACAAAAUAUAUCACUGUCCUCAUCUAAACAAACAAACCGAUGAAGCAACUACACACAUGUUGUGUAGACAAUAUUAGACACCUUUGAGAUCCAAAACAAGAGCCAUUACAAGGAUAUUUAUUUUCAGUUCUUUACGUAAUGUUGUGCCAGAGCGUGGACAUAUCACUUUAGUCCUAAAAAUGCUGAGUCAGGACAAUCACCACUAAGCACAUAAAGAACGCCAGAUUUUGGUUCAAUGUCUUAAUGUGUGUACUCUUUAAUCAAACAUUUGAGAAACUUGUAACUUCAAGCAUAUCUAUUUGUAAUUGUCUUUUGUACAUUUCUCAUCAUUGUACGCUUUAGACAGUUUAGUGGACAACUCUAGAUCAGGUUACACUAAUGAUGUACAGAUCAUAUACAGCAAUUAAUUAUGUAUUCUAAUAAAAAAAACUUACAAAAAAAAGCAUGUUUUUUAUUGCAUGUCUUUGUCCACGUGUGCUGCCUUUUGCAAAGUUGCCUCUGGGCCAAAAGCAAAGAUGCACGCACCAGAGGAUGGGAAUAGAACU